This is a messenger RNA of Aspergillus novofumigatus IBT 16806, 805 nucleotides long. Its product is annotated as SRPBCC domain-containing protein. The transcript is spliced from 2 exons. NCBI's taxonomy places the organism in Eukaryota, Fungi, Ascomycota, Eurotiomycetes, Eurotiales, Aspergillaceae. The record is from RefSeq and is a predicted model, not a curated record. The coding region runs from base 47 to 538 and encodes 163 amino acids.
CAAAUAUCAAUCAAACAACUGCCCGGAAGACCUGACAACUGGCAUCAUGUAUUUAAUUGCGACAAGCAUUGAAAUCAAUGCUCCUCCGGCAACGGUCAGAGAGAAGUUUCUCGACUUUUCAUCCAUCCCGACAUACUCACCCAAUGGAUUUUUCCGCUCGAUAUCACCCGUUGACCCAACUAAAUCAUCUAUCGAUCUACAACCUGGUGACAAAUUAAACGUCUGUGCAGGCUAUGGAAAGAUGAAGUUCUCGCCUGUCCUCUCAUCAAACACGCCGUCUAUGUUUAGCUGGAUCGGUUCUAUCCCAGGAAUCUUCACAGGUGAGCAUAUGUUUCGAUUCGAGGAAAUUCCAGCAUCGGGACAGGAACAGAGCCGCACAAGGUUCGUCCAUGAAGAGACGUUCACGGGUCUCCUUUCAUUCCUCAUGGGGGAGGGAUUUCUCGCCAGAUAUGUUGGUAUGGGGGAGGAUUCAAGAAAGGGGUACGCUGGGUUCAACCAUGAUCUAAAGGCUUGGAUCGAAGGAGAGCGCACGGAAUAGCGAGCUACGCCUUGUCUAAUCUGCUAUCUGCUGUCUAACAAUCUUCGUUUAUUCUCUUUCUCUGAUAUCACAUGCUGCUUUCAAGGAAGCAUCUCUUCUUGGAUCGUUCGUCGCAUGUCGUGUUUCUGUUCUUUGAUACAACCCCAGCGUUUUGUUUUCAUUUAUUGAACCAGCUUUUUUAGUUUCGCAGUUUUGUAUGAAACGUUCAUCCAUAAUAUGCCUGCGAUCAUCCAACCAUUAUAGAGAAUCCAAGAACUUGAUAGUGUU